AAAUAAAAAAACUCUCCUAUACUUUCUCUCUAUCUCACACAUAUUUUCCGCGAACUCGAUCGGCAUCGUCACACACAAACCCACUCUAAUAGGGGGAAGAAAGAAAGAAAAACAAAAACCCACCACGAACAACACAACACAACAAUUCCCUCCGAAUUUUCCUCAUUUUCUUCCUAAUCUUAACCACUAAUUUCCCUUCUCUUUCGCUCCAUCUCCAUUCUCAUUCCUUAAUUAGGGUUCCUCUGCCUAUUCCUCUUCAUUCCAUUUUUUCCUUCAAUCUCUGCACAAACACGCUCUCAUUGUUCUCCUUAUUUUCUUCGGUUCCUGUUUUUUAACAUCUUUUAGUUUUCAAUCCUUCGUUCUAUUACCACGAGUCAAAAAACAACAAAAAAAAAUUAGUUGAAAUUUCGUCGUUUUUGGAAAAAAAAAUACGAUUGUGUUUUUCUUCAUCUGAUUCGGUUCGAUUCGAUUCUAGCUGUUUUUCCUUUUUUUUUUGGUUUUGAAGUUUGUUUAUUGGUAUAAUUGGAUUCUUCCUUGCAAGAAACUCUGUGAAGUUUUUGGUGCGUUUUUUAGUUUGCUAUCCGAAAUCGAGGGUUUUCUUGAUAGAUCUCUUCUAGUUUUUUUUUUCUUCUCGUUUUUUAUUUUCCUAUUUAGAAUCAAAAGGAAAAAAAAAAAAAGAGAAAUUGUUGUUUUGAUUAGAAUUAGAAUUAGAAUCAUCCCCCCAAAAAAAUUAGGGUUUGUUGUGGCUGAUUGAUUUUGUUAGGGUUUGUGUAUAUAUAUAGAUUGGGAAGGAAAAUAUAUGUGAUGGCAUUGAAUUUCUCUCAUCGACCUGUUUUUACGGGUGGUUUGGCGGAGGAUAAUAUGAGGAUGGGGAAUGGGUAUAGAGUGGAGGGUAUUAAUGAGAUGAGUGGUGGUGGUGGUGGUGGUGGUGGUAAUGGUGGUGAUGGAUUUGGAAAUGGUUGGCAGGAUGUUGAAGAUUGUUUUGAUUAUGGAAAUGAUAGAUGUGAUAGAGGGGGUGUGAGUGGUACUCAGGAUUCUGUUUCGAAUGAUAUUGUUGAUCGUUUGCCUACGGAUCCUUUUGGUAUGGGGAUUGGUACUACCUUCACAGCCAUCACCGGAUGGCUGGAGGAUUUGGAUUUCGAUUAUGGGGAUUAUGGUGGGUAUGGUGAUUAUGGUGGCGAUGAGAUGGGUACGAGUGGUGAGAAUUACCCUUUGUUUGCUGGGUUGAAUUUCAUCUGGAACAAUGCUGUGAGGUUCCAUACAUUUCCGCAGGGGGGAAAUGUGGGCAUGGAGGAGAAUAGAUUUCAAGGGGUGAGUGAAGUUGGAGAAGCUUCCUGCAGCUUUAGUGGCGAAUCUUCUCGUGACAUGGAUGGUGUAAUGGGUGCUAGCGUGUCGGGUGACGUGAACAUGAAUGAUGUGAAAUGCCAUGCAAUAGAUGAAUACACUCAUUCAGCUAUAAUGUAUGCGCUCCCUCAUUUGGGUUUGUCGGAUCUUUUUGCAGUUGAGAGAGUAUGUAAAUAUCUGUAUUCUAUUGUUCGAAAUGAUGCACUUUUGUGGACAAGCAUCCACAUUGAUCAGCCUUUAAGUGAAAGGCUCACCGAUGAUGUUCUUUUGGAAUUAACCAGUAGGGCUCAAGGUAAACUUGAGUGUCUGAGUUUGGUGGAAUGUUCUAGGAUAACGGACGAUGGUUUAAGGCGUGUUCUUGAAGCCAAUCCUGAUAUAAUCAAGUUGAGUGUUCCCGGAUGUACAAGACUAAGUAUUGAUGGUAUUGUGGGUAUGUUAAAAGCUUACAAAAACUCUCCGGGUACACGAGGUGUGAAGCAUUUACACAUAGGCGGCCUUUAUGGUGUUACACCAACGCAUUUUGAAGAAAUAAAGCUCUUAUUGAGCACUGACAGGAAAAAACAGAAGCAAUCCCAUACCGACAGUCAACUACAGGAGCAAUCCCAUACUGACAGUCAACAACAGGAGCAUUCCCAUACUGACAAUCAACAACAGGAGCAUUCCGGCGCUGACAGUCAACUGAAGAAGCAUUCCAACAAACCGCAUUUCUAUUGCCGUUGGAAUUUGUAUAUACCCCGCGAUGAUGAUAGGUCCUUAGACAUUGAAGUUUGUCCUCGAUGUGAGAAUUUAAGGCUUGUAUAUGAUUGUCCAGCAGAAGGCUGUCAUGGGGUGGUGGGGCAUGCCUCUAAGGUGUGUCGGGCUUGCACGCUUUGCAUACCGCGAUGUAGUCAGUGUGGCCGGUGCAUCAGUGAUGGCGAGUAUGAAGAAACAUUUUGUCUGGAAUUGCUUUGCUCUCAAUGUUCUCAUCAUUUGUCCAAAUUGAUAGGAAAGACAAAUGGAAAGGUUGGGCUAAUCAGGCAAAGUUCUCCCUAAACAAAGUUAGGUCAUGUGUUGUAAUACACUAUAAUACAGCAUAACUCUUAGUGUGGAAUAAAGUUCCCUUUUGAAGACAUAAGAAAUGCUGGGUGCUGCUUGGACAUGCUUGGCAUUCUUUGUAUUUGGAGGGGAUUUUUCUGUUGUAGGGAAAAUGAAAAUUGAUAUCGUUGUUGUGUCUGUGCUGCUGCUUGAAUAACCUGCAGGAAUCAAUUCAAUUACUAUGAUAAUGGAUCGCCUACUUCAUAGUUGCGGUUUUUUUAUGAGGUGAUACUCGGAUACCCCGGUUGCAGUUGGAGCGAUAUGCUUUACAAUGCAACCUUUCACUGGGCAACUUUCAGAUGAUAUUUGUGAUUAUAGUUAUAUUGCUUUUCCAGUUUGAACUGUCUGAUUUAUAGACUGUUGCUUCUUCUUCUUCAAUAACUCACUGAUAAUUUGAAUCCGAAUCCGGAUUUGCUCCAUUUUCUACAUAUCAUUUAUUAUCCUCCUAUAAGACAGAUAAACAUAACUGAUAGAUUAGUGAGACUCAUAAUUGAGGUUCAAUUAUUAAAAUGAGUCAUAUUAAUCUAUUAAUUAUGUCCAUCUCUUUUAUAAAUGAAUAGAAAAUGUAAAGUAUAUAAAUGGGAUGAAUCUGGAUUUGGUAGUUCACUGUUUUUAGGUUGGGGUUCUAUGUACCCUCUUUAUUAUUUUUCCCAUUUUGGAUAAGACAAAAUAAGUGGAUGAUUUUCUGAUGUAUUUGAAUCUUUGCGUAUUUUAUUUUAGCUUGUA
Messenger RNA from Vicia villosa (hairy vetch), 3144 nucleotides. Its product is annotated as F-box protein SKIP14. Lineage: Eukaryota; Viridiplantae; Streptophyta; Magnoliopsida; Fabales; Fabaceae. Bases 805 to 2376 code for a protein of 523 amino acids. Gene Ontology annotation, cellular component: cytoplasm. The record is from RefSeq and is a predicted model, not a curated record. The transcript has 2 exons.